This is a messenger RNA of Molossus molossus (Pallas's mastiff bat), 2387 nucleotides long. RefSeq names its product ADP ribosylation factor 1 (gene ARF1). The record is from RefSeq and is a predicted model, not a curated record. Bases 167 to 712 code for a protein of 181 amino acids. Gene Ontology annotation, biological process: intracellular protein transport; vesicle-mediated transport. Gene Ontology annotation, cellular component: cytoplasm; plasma membrane. The transcript has 5 exons. Gene Ontology annotation, molecular function: GTP binding; GTPase activity. NCBI's taxonomy places the organism in Eukaryota, Metazoa, Chordata, Mammalia, Chiroptera, Molossidae.
GUGGCCUGUCCCAUUCCCCAGCGUCCCCCGCGGCAGCAGGCACUGACGUGGCCGCCGUCAGAGCCGCCAUCUUGUGGGAGCGAAACCAACGCCUGGCUCGGAGCAGCAACAGCACCGCGGCCACCGAGGGUUUUUCUGGCCAGUGUCUCUCCCUCCAGUCUACAGCAUGGGGAAUAUCUUUGCGAACCUCUUCAAGGGCCUUUUUGGCAAAAAAGAAAUGCGCAUUCUCAUGGUGGGCCUGGAUGCUGCGGGGAAGACCACCAUCCUGUACAAACUGAAGCUGGGCGAGAUCGUGACUACCAUCCCCACCAUAGGUUUCAAUGUGGAGACUGUGGAGUAUAAGAACAUCAGCUUCACCGUGUGGGAUGUGGGCGGCCAGGACAAGAUCCGGCCUCUGUGGCGCCACUACUUCCAGAACACACAAGGUCUCAUCUUUGUGGUUGACAGCAAUGACCGAGAGCGUGUGAAUGAGGCCCGAGAGGAGCUCAUGCGGAUGCUGGCGGAGGACGAGCUCAGAGAUGCUGUCCUGCUUGUGUUCGCAAACAAGCAGGACCUCCCCAAUGCCAUGAACGCCGCCGAGAUCACAGACAAGCUGGGCCUGCAUUCUCUGCGCCACAGGAACUGGUACAUUCAGGCUACCUGUGCCACCAGUGGGGACGGGCUCUAUGAGGGACUGGACUGGCUGUCCAAUCAGCUCCGGAACCAGAAGUGAGCCGCACUCCUCUCUCCCCCACUCCCUCCUUCACCCUUGCUUUCCUAUCAUGUGGCAGAUGUGCCCCUGUGGUGUGAGUGCCAGAAGCUGUCUCCAUGGUUGGUCCCAGUGUGCUUCAUCAUGCUGUACAUGUGCAGAUGCAGCCUGCAACCAGGUUUUUAUUUAAUGUAAAUAGUUCUUGUUUCCAAUGAGGCAGUUUCUGGUACUCCUAUGCAAUAUUACUCAGCUUUUUUUAUUGUAAAAAGAGAAUCAACCAACUGUUCAGUACUGAGAAGGGAUUUUAGGCACCUGGGGCCUCGAGGAGUUGCUGUGAGAUCAGCUCAACGCUCCUGUUCUGGGCUUUAGAUCUCCGUUGAGAUCCAUUUUGGUGGUUGGUUUCUAACCCAAACUCAGUGCAUUUUUUAAAAAUAGUUAAAAUACAAGGUCAGAAGACACUUGAACGUAAAGAAGGGAGAAAUGUGCCUAGUGUAGGUUCUGCAGAAAUGUCUUGAGUCCAGUCUACCCGUGGUCUCUCUCUCUCGUCUGGAGUGUGCAGUGGGCAGAACCAGCCACAAUACAUUCUGCAUGGUCACAUAUGGUCCCUGAUUGGCUCUAUCUCACUGGGUCAUCCGCAUCCCGUAGUGUUUAUGCCUGUACCCAUGCUUACACCACUGCCUAGGGGAUGGGCUGGGGGCUGUGGCCACCACUCACAGACCCCUUGGAGGGACCCCAGCCUUCCCUUGGGUCAGUGUGGGUUAGCGUAGGUGCUUUGGUGGGACCACUCUAGCCAGAAUGGAAGCCCCCCAUGGUCCCCAUGCAUGCUCACUUGCUCCAGGUUGUUUGGGUUUCACCAGUAGAAAUGCAGACAGGUGGCCAGUCAUCUUAGAGCCUAGCUCCUCAGAGCCCCCGUCCACAUGUGCUUUCACUUCCUUAGCCUGCAAGGGUCAGAUUUGACAUGGAAAACAACAACCUCUACUUUUUUCUUUUGUAUUUUGAUAAACACUGAAGAAGCUGGAGCUGUUAAAAUUUAUCUUGGGGAAAACCUCAGAACUGGUUUAUCUGGUGUCGUGGAGCCUCUUAUUGCUUUCAAUACACAAUUAGUAAUCAACUGUUUUGUAUACUUGUUUUCAGUUUCAACAAACAAGCACUGUAAUUAUAGCUGUUAGAAUAAAAUCUCAACUGUUUCAUGGCUUUCCAGUGCUUGGGUACCGUUGACCAAGGCUGCCUCCUGUGACAUUGGCAGGGAUGGCUUAGGGAAUAUGGCCAACCCCUGACCCACCCCAGACCAUGUGCAUCCUCCCCCCCUACCCCUCGGUAGGUGUGGGUAUGUGCCAGCACCCCUGGGGGACUUCCUCAUUGGUCUCUCCCCGUUGGCAUUCCCCAGCCUUGGUCCAUUCUCAGUGAUGCCAAGCCAAGAGAGGACCAACGAGGUCCUCAUGUGGGGUGUGUCUAUGAGAGGCCAGGGCCUGGGAUCAUCUGUGGAGGUACCUCUAAAAAGGGACGUGAACCCUUGGUCUAGUUUCAUAUUUUUUGGGAGCCUUUGCCACGGUGCACACCUGUGCCCAUUUGGAUGCUGUGGGCCCUCUACCUGCGCUUUGGGGGUGUCCCUUUGACCUGGAGCCCUUCUGGCCAUUCCUCUGCCCUGUUAUCUAGUUUCACUAAUGGUUGAGAAACAGGGGCAGGGCUCUGAGGACAG